AUGUCCCAUCGGAACCCACAGCCUUCCCCUGCCGACAGGCCAAAGCUGAUACCCCCACCCAUUCCCAGGCCGGGUGAUUCGUCGCAGAUGUUGAACAAGGACCAACAGAAGGAUUCCCAGAAUCGGCAAGAUGAGGCGCGUUUGUUCGGAGCCAAAUAUCGUGACUCCCAUGCUGUCAAGAUAAAGCCCGGAGCGUCCCUCCAUUAUAGGAACAAAAAGCCAGGGUCUAGCUUUGCGUUCUCUCCUCAGGACAAACUUGCACAUAAUCAAAAUGCCCGAAGCAGCGGGCCGGUCCGUUCGUAUGGAGAAUCAAAUCAACAAACUUCACGGAGAAAGUCGCCUCAAUUUGAUGAAGCUUUCGAGGAGUCGAGUCGCCCUACCAAGAUACGGCGCCAGAGUGAAACCAGCGAAACCGUCGACCUUACAGCCCCAGCAAAUUCAGCCAUAGAUCGAUUGGCACAACCCAAAAACCGUCGCAACCGGCGUGACAAUUCCAGAGACGCGGAGAAUGGCGUCAAAUCAGCGCAUAGCUCUAUUCGUCCUCAACAUGACCAAUUCUCUUCUGCUGACUCUCGGGAUGAAAAAUUCACUGAAACAGCAGCGCAGCAGCGCCGAAAUCUGGCGAGAUCUACGGAUCUCCGGCUGUCCCAGACAAAUCGCAGAUUAAAUCAGCCCAACGAGGCCAUUGUCAUUGGGAGUAUUGAUGCUGGAUCAAAGAAAGGUGGUCCGAACAGCUCUGCAGUUCUAACGAACUUUCGUCGUCUUGCCAAUGGCAGGGAAAGUCCAGACGAACUUCAGGGCGACAUCACCACACAUCGAGUACCAAAAUCCUUGUCAGAAAAACAAACCCAAACCACUCGCCCAUCUAAACCCACUAUACAUACAGAAAGACCGACUCGAAAGCGCUCACCAUCCGAUAUCCCCGUUCAGGUUUUUUCACCGCCAGCACCGGCCACGAAAAAGGCCAAGAUCUCCCACAAAAAUUCCAAUCAGACACAUGAAUUGCGGUAUUUCCGUAUCGGUCCCUUGAGCAAAUCUUGCGAUGCGAGGGAAACUGUCCCAAUUUAUUCAAACAAGAAAGGGUUUGAGCUUCGUGAGGAUGCACUCGGCCAAGGUAACACAAUAUCAAUUCUUUUCGAAAAAAUCACGACUAUUGUGGUCGGCGAGAAACCCAGCCGGAAAGUGAGAAUGAAAUUGUCCCAAGGUUCUGUCGAACCAGACGAUCAGCUCGAUAUCGAGUUUUGGACCACCGAGGAAAAGGAGAAGCUACUGGAAGUGUUGACUCAAGCCGGGUUUCACCACCAGAACAGAGAUAUGAAAUGGAUGGACAAGUCGUUCUUGAGAUAUGAAAAGCAAUUCUCGGAGAAGAACAGACAGGAGAACAAGCUGCCCAAGAAGCGGCUUCUUGAUGAUUUGGUCGAUGACCCUGAUCCUGCGCGCUCUCCUCCCCCACGACGGCCCAAACUUUCGAUGUCCUUGAGAGAUGACCAUGGCGAAGUCAAUAAACUCAAAUUACUCAAGAUCAAAUCUGCUCUAGAAAAGAGAAGACUUGGAAACAGCAAUGCCGAUUCUCGAACUUCCGUCAAGGAGCAACAGGAUAACCGACCUAUUGGUAAAGAUGGUGGAAUCGAUGUCCGAUCCACCGUCAAUACAUCAGAACGCGAGACCCGGUCUUCCGCCCGCCGUGUCGGUAACGACCCUGACGUGUCAAAUGAAGACAUCACUUCUGAGACAAAGUCCAACCUACUUAGGGACGAUUCUUUCAGGGAGAAUUGGAAGAAACCACUGGUGUACCCGCGAAGUGGAAAGAAGAAGGCUGAGGUCACACUCGGCGAUCGUGAACGAUUACUCCGGGACGACUUCCUGAACGAUAACCUGAUCGCUCUCUACAUGCGUUUCCUUCAGGAUCAUCUCGAACGCACUAAUAAGGAGGCUGCUGAACGGAUCUACUUUUUCAAUACCUACUUCUUCGCAACUCUCACGAACACCCCACGGGGGAUCGUGGGAUUAACUAUAGUGGUGUGGAGAAGUGGACCCGGAACGUUGAUCUCUUCAGUUAUGACUAUAUCCUUGUCUCUUGAUCCUGCCGACGGGGUGGAGCCGAUCCGAACACCGACUCUACAGAAAGAGUCAUCCAAUGCGUCUGAGAGUGAGAUCCAGGAAAUUGAAGAGACCCCUGAGCCGGAAGCAAAGCCAAAGUCAGAGCUCAAUGCUUCUGACAAGGUUAGUGAAUCUCGUGAUAUUCGAAAGGGAUCUGAUAUCGGAGGGGACCUUGCUUCCCUGCAGAUCGAGGCAAAUGAGCAUGCGCUUCAGGAUACGAAGAGCUCAGAGGAUCAGUCCGCGCCCAUACAAAACCCACUUCCAUUCCCAAAUCUUUCCAAAUCCGCUGCCCAAAAGCUCGCCCAAGACCAGGCCGCGGCGUCACAACCGAACAACAAAUCCAAGAAGAAAAGAACCGGUUUAAAGUUGGAUCCCAACCAACCAACAAUCAUCACAUUUGACUCCCUUGACAUGCCUCGCUCCCCCACCAUCAAAAUUCUUCGCGAGUACAUCUGCCGUGAAGCGGUGUCUAAACGCGGCGUAGAACUCGACCCAGCCGACGUCAAGGGCAUGCGAGCUCGCGAUAUUCCCCUCCAGCCCAAUUUCUGGGACUGCGGUCUCUAUCUGCUGGCAUACUUGGAGAAGUUUGUUCAAAGCCCUGAUUGGUUCAUCACAAAGGUGCUACAACGAAGUAUGAGUUCCAAGAAUGACUGGCCUCCACUAGGUUCUGGUCUCCUGCGGUAUCGUCUUGGCAAGUUCCUAGACGAGCUAUACGAAGAACAGGGACAAGCCAAUGAGCCUGUCAUGGCAGUCAGACAGCCCGUUUCAUUCCUCCUUGGCCCGCCCCUCCCUUGUCAGGAGGAAAUUCCGAACGUUGAUGUGGUACCUGAGUCUCAGCAGGGGACGGAUCCUUCAGACCACCUUCCAAAUACUGUGAAUUCAAAGACAGAAGAAUCGGGUGAAGAUUCAACCGUGGACCAGAUGCAUCUCUUACCUACCGAAAAACCCUCGAAACAAACCAAAGCAUUGUCCCACCCAUCUGCAGAUGCAAAAUCGCAGAAUUCUCAUAUCCCUCCACAGAAGGAGGAACCUAUCAUCCAGGUACCCGGUAGCCAGGAAGAGCCUGAAGUGCCGAGUACACCACCGCCCCCUACAAGAAAAGAACGAAAGAGACAAAGUCCACGAGGCCCUCUUCAAAAGAGAUGA
Messenger RNA from Penicillium coprophilum, 3246 nucleotides. RefSeq lists its product as uncharacterized. Gene Ontology annotation, cellular component: cytoplasm; nucleus. Lineage: Eukaryota; Fungi; Ascomycota; Eurotiomycetes; Eurotiales; Aspergillaceae. Bases 1 to 3246 code for a protein of 1081 amino acids. Gene Ontology annotation, biological process: protein desumoylation. The transcript has 5 exons. The record is from RefSeq and is a predicted model, not a curated record. Gene Ontology annotation, molecular function: SUMO-specific endopeptidase activity.